This is a messenger RNA of Armigeres subalbatus, 498 nucleotides long. RefSeq names its product cuticle protein 16.5-like. The transcript is spliced from 2 exons. Bases 62 to 391 code for a protein of 109 amino acids. NCBI's taxonomy places the organism in Eukaryota, Metazoa, Arthropoda, Insecta, Diptera, Culicidae. The record is from RefSeq and is a predicted model, not a curated record.
AGGCAUCAGUUGCUUGCUAAUCGCCUUUCGAUAUAAUUCAACAGAACUAUUACAUAUCAAAAUGUUCGCUAAAUUGAUCAUCAUCGCCACCGUGGCCAUCGCCAGCGUCGCUGCCAAGCCAGGACUGCUCGCCGCUCCUGCAGCAGUAGCCUACUCGGCUCCCCUGGUAGCAGCGGCUCCAGCCAUUGCCUACACCGCCGGAUAUGCCAACGUGGGUGACUCCGCCGUAGUUACCUCGCACAACUCCCAGCUCAUUGACCCUUCGUACGCUGCCUACACGGCCGCCGCUCCGUUGGCGUAUUCUGCUGCUGCCAUUCCAGCUUUGGCCGCCGCCCCAUAUUCCGCCCGUCUUGCCUAUGCUGCGCCGUUGACCACCAGAUUCGUGCUGUAAUUUAAACCAUGCUGUGAACGCAUUGUUCUAAGUUAUACCGUUUUCAAUUGGAUUGAAUUGAUGUUAUUUCUUAUGUAACUAUUAAAGUUUUUACUCUGAUAAAACAA